Cercocebus atys (sooty mangabey) is the source of this 1992-nucleotide messenger RNA. It is a transcript of the gene GGT6, whose product is annotated as gamma-glutamyltransferase 6. Lineage: Eukaryota; Metazoa; Chordata; Mammalia; Primates; Cercopithecidae. Gene Ontology annotation, cellular component: extracellular exosome. Bases 291 to 1790 code for a protein of 499 amino acids. The transcript has 4 exons. The record is from RefSeq and is a predicted model, not a curated record.
AAGGUUGUGGCAUUAGGGCUGAGCUCCUCGUCGACCUCACUGAGCUGUGACCCCUUACAGGCAAUCACCUGGGAGCCCUGUCGCGAGAGCUCCUUGGGCCUUGUGUCCUAAUGGGGCAGGCUCAGAUGCAGCCUCCUUGGCCCCGUGCCCUGCCCAGACCUGUUCUGGAUUCCACCCCCACCCUUCCCCAAGGUCGCUGCCACCUCCCACCUGCCAGGCUUGGGCAGGGCCUCUGACACACAGCCGGGAAGGCUGGCAGGCAGGAGGGCUGGGGCGAGCACUGGGGGGCCAUGGAGCUGGCAGCAGAGCCUGUGGUCUAUCAGAAGCUGCUGCCCUGGGAGCCAAGCUUGGAGUUGGAGGAGGAAGAAGAGGAGGAGGAGACAUCAGAGGUGCUGGUUCCAAACCCCUGGAGGCACCAGGACUCUUCCAGGAACAAGGCUGGUGGGCUGCCCGGAACCUGGGCCCGUGUAGUGGCAGCCCUGCUGCUGCUGGCUGUUGGCUGCUCCCUGGCUGUGAGGCAGCUCCAGAAUCAGGGCAGCUCGACAGGAAGCUUGGGCUCUGUGGCCCCUCCACCCGGCGGACACUCCCACGGCCCUGGCGUAUACCACCACGGUGCCAUCAUCAGCCCUGCAGCCACAUGCUCCCACCUAGGCCGAGAGCUGCUUGUUGCCGGGGGCAACGUCGUGGAUGCUGGAGUUGGAGCCGCGUUGUGCCUGGCAGUGGUGCAUCCUCAUGCCACAGGCCUAGGUGCCAUGUUUUGGGGCCUCUUCCACAAUAGCUCCUCGGGCAAUUCCACGGCCCUGACAUCAGGCCCAGCACAGACCCUGGCCCCCGGCCUGGGGCUGCCCACGGCUCUGUCCACCCUGCACCUACUGCAUGCACACUUUGGCCGCCUGCCCUGGCCACGCCUGCUAGUGGGCCCCACCACGCUGGCUCAGGAGGGCUUCCUGGUGGACACACCCCUGGCAAGGGCUCUGGUGGCCCGGGGCACAGAAGGCCUCUGUCCACUACUUUGCCAUGCUGAUGGGACGCCCCUGGGCGCUGGGGCCCGAGCCACUAACCCACAACUGGCAGCUGUGCUUCGCAGGGCAGCCCUUGCUCCCACCUCAGACCUUGCUGGGGACGCUCUACUGAGUCUGCUGGCAGGAGACCUGGGGCUGGAGGUGCCCUCAGCUGGACCCAGGCCCACUUUGGAACCAGCACAGCAGCUACCUGUGCCCCAGGGCAUCCUGUUCACCACCCCUAGUCCCUCAGCUGGCCCGGAACUGCUGGCACUGUUGGAGGCAGCCCUGCACUCCGGGGUGCCCAUCCCUGACCCCUGCCCACCAUUCCUGCAGACUGCUGUGAGCCCUGGGAGCAGUGCCCUGGCCGCCGUGGACAGCAGCGGCUCUGUGCUCCUUCUCACCUCCUCGCUCAACUGCUCCUUUGGCUCUGCACACCUGUCCCCAAGCACUGGGGUUCUGCUCAGCAACCUGGUGGCCAAGUCUACUGCUAGUGCCUGGGCCUGCCCCCUCAUCCUCCGUGGCAGCCUGGAUGACACAGAGGCCGAUGUGUUGGGGCUUGUGGCUUCAGGGACCCCUGAUGUGGCCAGGGCCAUGACUCACACCAUACUCAGGCAUCUGGCGGCAGGGCCCCCAACCCAGGCCCAGCACCAGCACCAGGGGCAGCAAGAACCAACACAGCAUCCCAGCACUUGUGGCCAAGGGACCCUGCUCCAGGUGGCAGCCCACGCAGAACACGCCCAUGUCUCCAGUGUCCCCCAUGACUGCUGCCCCUUCCAGGGGUUCUAACAGGAUGCAAGUGGGUCUGGCAGAAGACAGAGUUAUCUGAAGCACGGGGGCAGGAGCAGAGCAGAUCCAGCAGCAGUCGAGUGUGCACCCGCAGGGUGUGGUGGCUCACACCUGUAAUCUCAGCUCUUUGGGUAGACAAGGCAGGAAGACACCUUGAGGCCAGGAGUUUGAAACCAGCCUAAACAGCAGAGCAAGAAUUCUC